Cooperia oncophora is the source of this 255-nucleotide messenger RNA. Lineage: Eukaryota; Metazoa; Nematoda; Chromadorea; Rhabditida; Trichostrongylidae. The record is from the annotation of a GenBank genome assembly.
AUGCCUUUCUCAAUCCGUGCUGAGACCUCUGUCUGCCUAACGGAUGGUUUUUUUUCUAUCGAACGUCAUCAAAUAGCAUGGGCAAGGAUCACAGUCCAACGAGCAGCUCCAAUGACAAGGAUUACUGCAAUAGUACUGUUCUGGGUACUUUGGGCAGGAAUGGUGGCUGGUGCUGUGCUUAUCAUUGUUCUGAAGAAUGGAGAUGUACCAAAAACAACCACUACUACUGCUGCACCAACAACCACUCAUAAAUAA